GGCGGGCGGCGCCGUGGGGAUCCCGGGGCGGCCGAGGGCCCCUGACUCGGCUCCGCGCGGCGACAUGGACCGGAUGGCUAGCUCCAUGAAGCAGGUGCCCAACCCGCUGCCCAAGGUGCUGAGCCGGCGCGGGGUGGGCGCGGGGAUCGAGGCGGCCGAACGGGAGAGCUUCGAGCGGACUCAGACUGUCAGCAUCAAUAAGGCCAUUAAUACGCAGGAAGUGGCUGUAAAGGAAAAACACGCCAGAACGUGCAUCCUGGGCACCCACCAUGAGAAAGGGGCACAGACCUUUUGGUCUGUUGUCAACCGGCUGCCCCUCUCUAGCAACGCUGUCCUCUGCUGGAAGUUCUGCCACGUGUUUCACAAACUCCUCCGAGAUGGACACCCAAACGUCCUGAAGGACUCUCUGAGAUACAAAAAUGAACUGAGUGACAUGAGCAGGAUGUGGGGCCACCUGAGUGAGGGCUAUGGACGGCUGUGCAGCACCUACCUCAGACUGCUAAGAACAAAGAUGGAAUAUCACACCAAAAAUCCCAGGUUCCCUGGCAACCUUCAGAUGAGCGACCGGCAGCUGGACGAGGCUGGAGAGAGCGACGUUAACAACUUUUUCCAGUUGACAGUGGAGAUGUUUGACUACCUGGAGUGUGAACUUAACCUCUUCCAAACUGUGUUCAAUUCCCUGGACAUGUCCCGCUCCGUGUCAGUGACGACAGCUGGGCAGUGCCGCCUGGCCCCGCUCAUCCAGGUCAUACUGGACUGCAGCCACCUGUAUGAUUACACUGUCAAGCUCCUCUUCAAGCUCCACUCCUGUCUCCCAGCUGACACCCUGCAAGGCCACCGGGACCGCUUCAUGGAGCAGUUCUCGAAGUUGAAAGAUCUGUUCUACCGCUCAAGCAACCUCCAGUAUUUCAAGCGGCUCAUUCAGAUCCCUCAGCUGCCGGAGAACCCACCCAACUUCCUGCGAGCCUCUGCCCUGUCAGAACACAUCAGCCCCGUGGUGGUCAUCCCGGCCGAGGCCUCGUCCCCGGACAGCGAGCCAGUCUUGGAGAAGGAUGACCUCGUUGACAUGGAUGCCUCACAGCAGAACUUGUUCGACAACAAGUUUGAUGACAUCUUUGGCAGCUCGUUCAGCAGCGACCCCUUCAAUUUCAACAGUCAGAACGGCGUGAACAAGGAGGAGAAGGAUCACUUAAUUGGUCAACUCUACAGAGACAUCAGUGAGCUGAAGGCACAGCUAGAGAACUUGAAGACUGAGAGCCAGCGGGCGGUGCUGCAGCUGAAGGGCCGGGUCAGCGAGCUGGAGGCCGAGCUGGCAGAGCAGCGGCACCUGCGGCAGCAGGCGGUCGACGACAGCGAGUUCCUCCGCGCGGAACUGGAUGAGCUCAAGAAGAAACGAGAAGACACGGAGAAGGCCCAGCGGAGCCUGACAGAGAUAGAAAGGAGAGCCCAGGCCAAUGAACAGCGGUACAGCAAGCUAAAGGAAAAGUACAGUGAGCUGGUGCAGAACCACGCCGACCUGCUACGGAAGAACGCCGAGGUGACCAAGCAGGUGUCCGUGGCCAGACAAGCCCAGGCGGAUUUGGAACGAGAGAAAAAAGAGCUGGAAGACUCUUUCCAGCGCAUAAGUGACCAGGCCCAGCGGAAGACUCAAGAACAGACCGAAGUACUGGACAACUUGAAGCAAGAACUUGCCACCAGCAAACAGGAACUCCAGAUUGUCCAAAACAGCCUGGAAACUUCUGCCCAGGCAGAAGCCAAAUGGGCGGCACAGCUCUCGGAGCUAGAGAAGGAGAGGAGUGGCUUGGUGCACGCUGUGGCCCUCCGGGAGGAGGAAUUAUCUGCUCUUCAGGAACAGCUGGAACUCGCCCAGCGGGAACUAUCCAGCACACAGGAAUCAGUGUGCCAGCUCGCCAAGGACCAACGCAAAAUGCUUCUGGUGGAGACCAGGAAGGCUGCGGAGCGGGUGAUACAAGAGGCCCUGCGGCAGCUGGAGGAGCCCCCUCUGAUCAGCUGUGCCGGAUCUGCAGAUCACCUUCUUUCCAAGGUCAAGUCUGUUUCCAGCUGCAUUGAGCAACUGGAAAAAAGCUGGAGCCAGUAUCUGGCCUGCCCGGAAGAUAUCAGUGAGCUUCUCCGCUCGGUAACCCUCCUGGCCCACCUGACCAGUGACACCAUGGCUGAUGUUAGCACCACCUGCCUUCGAGCCCCACCGGAGCCUGCUGACUCACUGACCGAGGCCUGCAAACAGUUUGGCAAGGAAACCCUCACGUAUCUGGCUUUCCUGGGGGAAGAAGGAAUGCUUGAGAAUGACAGCACAGCCAUGAAGAGCUGCCUCAGUAAGAUCUCCGCCAUUGGCGAGGAGCUCCUGCCCAGAGGCCUGGACAUCAAGCAGGAGGAGCUGGGGGACCUGGUGGACAAGGAGAUGGCUGCCACGUCAGCUGCCAUUGAAACUGCCACGGCCAGGAUAGAGGAGAUGCUCAGCAAAUCCCGAGCUGGGGACACAGGAGUCAAAUUGGAGGUGAACGAAAGGAUCCUUGGUUCCUGUACGAGCCUAAUGCAAGCCAUCCAGGUCCUGAUUGUGGCCUCUAAGGACCUCCAGAGAGAGAUAGUGGAGAGUGGCCGGGGAACAGCAUCACCUAAAGAGUUUUAUGCCAAGAAUUCUCGAUGGACGGAAGGACUCAUUUCAGCGUCCAAAGCUGUGGGCUGGGGAGCCACUGUCAUGGUGGACGCAGCCGAUCUGGUGGUACAAGGCAGAGGGAAAUUCGAGGAACUGAUGGUGUGUUCGCAUGAAAUUGCUGCUAGCACAGCCCAGCUUGUGGCUGCGUCUAAGGUGAAAGCUGAUAAGGACAGCCCAAACCUGGCCCAGCUGCAGCAGGCCUCUCGGGGAGUAAACCAGGCCACCGCCACUGUUGUGGCUUCGACCAUUUCUGGCAAAUCACAGAUCGAGGAGACAGACAACAUGGACUUCUCUAGCAUGACACUGACCCAGAUCAAACGCCAGGAGAUGGAUUCCCAGGUCCGGGUGCUGGAGCUGGAGAAUGAACUGCAGAAGGAGCGUCAAAAACUGGGAGAGCUUCGGAAAAAGCACUACGAGCUCGCCGGUGUUGCCGAGGGCUGGGAAGAAGGAACAGAAGCAUCGCCACCAGCACUGCACGAAGCGGUCACCGGAAAAGAAUAGAGCCACACCGACACCCCACACGUCUGAGUGUAAAUCUUGUUACAGUCUCUGUGUGUUAUUCCCCAGCCACAGCCUACGCCCCCGGGGGUCCCGGCGGCAGCCACACCGCACACCGCUCCCGUUGUCCAGAGCCGGGGACCCGAAUGGCCUUCCACAGAGGAGGGGGACCAGGGCCGCCCCCGCGGAGAGGCCCUCCCUCCCAGUCCUGCCUGCUGUUUGACCCCCCACCCACCCACCCCCCACCCCCCGAUGCUCAGCAUCCUUGUCCGAGGGGCCUGCUGUUCCGGAGAGCCUGGCAAGGGGCCACCUAUGCCUUCUCUUCUCUGUUUUCUUCUCAGCCUUUUCUUUUACCAUCAUUUGCACCAACUUGGGAGCAUCCGAGGGCUGGUGGGCUCCAAACCAGGAUGCCGCCCUGAAUCUGCCAUCAGAACGGCAGGAGUGUCCUGGCUGAGCACGCCAAGGCAGCUCUCCCCUCUCUUGGCAGUUCCAUGGUUUCCCACUGCUUCUUACGGUGGUUGGUUGGGUUUUCUGGGGGGGGGGGGGGGCGUUUUUGGUUUUUUGGGGUUUUUUUGGUUCUCUUCUUUCAGUGUUCACUCGUAGAGCCAGCUCUCCCAAAGGGAGCGCCCCCAGAGCUCUGAGCCAUCGGGGGGGGGGGCCCCUAACCACAGCAGGUAACAGCAAUGGUGCUGCUUAGCCUCCACCUUGGUGCUCCACGCCAGCCUCCAUGCUGAGUGUCCUGCGGAGCGAGGAUGGGUCAGCCGAGGCCACUCCCCAGGGGCGGGCACUGCUGCAGGGCCACGCUUUCCUCCAAAGGCUGGAGCAGAGCGAGUGCCUUUUCCUCCUAAAGCGAGAGCCCGGCUGAGAGAGCCCCUGCCCACCUUCACGAGCGACCAGGGGUAAAGAGAGAAGGGGAGGAGGGGUGCACACUGCCCAGGUCUCGGGAGACCCCGCUCUUGGGAACUCUUCGCGACCAGGCUGAAAAACCUGAUCACAAGCCUGAAUGUGUCGGUGAGAGAAGCCACAUUUCUGACCCCAGAAUGAAUUUUCCGGGCCACCUCCCUUCAGACCCAGGCAGGACCCUGAGAGGGAGUGCAUGAGGGGUUUCCAAUUCCUUUCUCCAAAUGGCUGCUUUGGCAUCCUUGUGAACCUGAAGAAGCUAUAUAGUUCCACGUUCUACCUAAUCGAUAGACCCAGAAGAUCAGGCAGACUUGCUCCCGGCAGGAAAGAACCCUGUGCUUGGUUUGGUACCUUUCGUAUUUAUUACUAACCUCCGUUGAGCAGCAGCAGCCUACAGAAAGCCGCUUUGAGCAAUCAGGAUUUGAGGUGUGACAAUGGCAAGGCGUGCGUUGCUGCCCUAGGUCAUCAGUCUUCGAGUAUCAGAAACAAGCUUCCCAAUCUGUUACCAGUCUAGACCCCGAAGUGAGCAGCUUCCUCAGAGCAUCUGGGUCAGGGAAACCGAGAAAGGGGGACCACUGGCUCUGAGCCCUUCCAGCCACACAUCCCGGGCCCUUGCUGCUCGGACGGGAUGAGGACAGAAGGCACGUAACGGCUUCCUAGAGGCGGGCAGCCUGACAGCACUUGUCCACCUCCAGAUGGACCCCCGCAUUUAAGUGACCUUCCGAUCUUGGACAAACAGCGUCUUCCUUCCUUAUCUGUAGCAACUCGUAGGUAGAAAGCCAACAAGCACUUCCCAGGACCUGUCCCAAAGGAACGUCUCGAAGUGUUGCUACCUGACCGGUUGUGAGAGUCCUGUUUGAUCACUGUGAAUCAACCCCGCCCCUUCCUAACCACGCCCCUCCCUCUCUGUACAUUUCCUAAGUAGGGCACUCAAGACGCACUCUCCCAUUAGCUCAGAUUCCAAGAGUCAGACGUGCUAGCUCCACAUUGGGCUAAGGGGGGGGUGGUCAGCGGUAGACGAUGAGCGGUCUUACGCUUUAAAGCCCCUUGGUGCUCAGCGUUUUUCCAUCCGCGGCUCAGAAGGAAUGGCGUGCGGCAUCCCCUUCCCCGUUGUGCGUUCUCAGAGUGGGUCAACAUUACCACAGAGGACUAGUCCUCACUUCCCAGAGUCUUGGCCAAACUGUUGUGCUCUAGGAUCCCCGUGGUGACAAAAAAAAUCUAGAAUGUGGGACCACACGAGGACUCUGAAUCACACUCCCUCUAAAAAGAAGCCACGGUAACUUUUAAAACCUUUGUGGACUGUGGACUUAGCCCGAGUAAUCCAACCGUGCAGAAGGCAAUUAAACAGGAACACAGGCUAAUCCCGUCUCGCACGAGCCAGAUGCAGCCCAAUUCUGUUGGUCAUUGCUCACCUUGGAAGCUGGUCCAUGCUCUAGCCAAAAUCAAAUUGUCCUACCUUGGCUUUUCUAAAAAUGAGCGUAUCUCUACUUGGUGUGAAAUGCUCAAUUAAAACAGGAGUCACAUCCUAAGGCUAAAAAUGAACUCACAGCCUCUUAGGUACCUGAGCAUCGGUAGUGACUGAAGUCCCAUGGGUCAGUGUAAAUGGGUCACAGCAAGGCAGAGCAAGAAAAUGGCUUAGGGCCGAUGAGAGGUUGAAAGACAGCCGUAUCCGUUAUUUAAUUUUGUAAUACAGUGCUCUAAUACCUCUAGAGUAAGGGUUUGUGUGUACAUAAUAA
This is a messenger RNA of Prionailurus viverrinus (fishing cat), 5808 nucleotides long. It is a transcript of the gene HIP1, whose product is annotated as huntingtin interacting protein 1. The transcript is spliced from 31 exons. The record is from RefSeq and is a predicted model, not a curated record. Lineage: Eukaryota; Metazoa; Chordata; Mammalia; Carnivora; Felidae. Gene Ontology annotation, biological process: actin filament organization; endocytosis; clathrin coat assembly. The coding region runs from base 65 to 3175 and encodes 1036 amino acids. Gene Ontology annotation, cellular component: clathrin-coated vesicle; actin cortical patch; extrinsic component of postsynaptic membrane. Gene Ontology annotation, molecular function: phosphatidylinositol-3,5-bisphosphate binding; phosphatidylinositol-3,4-bisphosphate binding; clathrin light chain binding.